AUGGCAUCGAGAAAUCUUAAGGAACAACACAAUGAGUCAGAACGGUUUUCAGUAAUUGAUAUAAUUAGAAUAUUUGGAGGAUUGCUUGUACUAAAUGCCUUGUUAUCGUGGUGGUUUACGUCUUCUUCGACGUGGGGUUAUUAUGGAAAAUGGCUAGACCCAAGUUACUUGAAGUUCAGAGCGUUCCCCUCGUAUUUGAAUCUUACAUUAGAAGAACUAUCAAUGUACAAUGGCUCUGAUCCAAAUUUACCUAUCUAUGUUGCAGUCAAUGGAAGUGUCUUUGAUGUAUCAAGUUCAAGAGAGAUAUAUGGACCAAAAGGUGGAGUUUAUGCGAAGUUGAGUGGAACAGAUAGUGCCCGGGUAUUUGUCACAGGCUGCUUUCACAGACCCGACCAAUUCACAUAUGAUCUUAGAGGUUUAGAUCCAGAAGAAGCUGAUAACGAUAUAAGACAAUGGCACAAUUUCUACGCAAAUCAUGCCAACUAUUGGCUCGUAGGGAUCGUCACUCAUGAAAAAAUCAUAGGAGAUCCUCCCGAACCUUGUGAACACAUAAAGUUUCCAGGUUGA
Molecule: messenger RNA, 567 nt
Organism: Priceomyces carsonii
Lineage: Eukaryota; Fungi; Ascomycota; Pichiomycetes; Serinales; Debaryomycetaceae
Exons: 1
Coding region: 1-567 (188 amino acids)
Cellular component (GO): endomembrane system; membrane
Source: RefSeq, a predicted model, not a curated record